Molecule: messenger RNA, 9810 nt
Organism: Limulus polyphemus (Atlantic horseshoe crab)
Lineage: Eukaryota; Metazoa; Arthropoda; Merostomata; Xiphosura; Limulidae
Product: disintegrin and metalloproteinase domain-containing protein 19-like
Exons: 8
Biological process (GO): membrane protein ectodomain proteolysis
Molecular function (GO): metalloendopeptidase activity
Source: RefSeq, a predicted model, not a curated record
UUUUGUGACAAUCCUUGCUGUAAUGCAACAACCUGUGAGCUAUUUCCAAAUGCCACAUGUGCCACAGGCUCCUGCUGUGAUACAACCACAUGUCAGAUUAAAGCACAAGCAAUGAUUUGCCGCAAUGCCAUGUCUGAAUGUGACUUACCUGAGUUCUGUGAUGGUAAAUCAGAGUUCUGUCCAGAUGAUGUCCAAGUACAGUUUGGCACAGAGUGUGGAGAUAGAAAGGCAUACUGCUAUAAUGGGCAUUGCAGAAGUCAUGCUGACCAAUGUAAAUUGUUAUGGGGACCAUCUGGUAAGAUGUCAGAUAACCGUUGUUUUCAACAAAAUGUGAAGGGUAACGUUAAUGGAAAUUGUGGUUUCCAGCGCAUGAAUCAAAGCUACACAGCCUGUCAACCUGAAGAUAUCAUGUGUGGCAUGCUUCAUUGUGUCCACCUGAAUGAGAGACUGGAAUUUGGAAUGGAGUCUGCUGCAGUUUUAGCUCGCUCUUUCAUCAAUGUGCGAGGGAAAAUAUUGACUUGCCGUUCUGCUAUAGUUGACCUUGGAUUGACAAGUACAGAUCCAGGUCUAGCUCCCGAUGGAGCUAAGUGUGGAGAAAAUAAGCUUUGUGUGAAUCAGAAAUGUGUGUCUAUUCAAGAAGUGGAAAAUGUCCGGUGCCCGUAUGACUGUAAUGGACAUGGAAUAUGUAACAGUAGACAUAACUGUCACUGUGAAGUUGGAUAUGCCCCACCAUUUUGUGAUUAUCCUGGUGUGGGGGGAAGUGUUGACAGUGGUCCAGCAUCUGUUUUAAAUAAUAACUAUGACUUUAUGAUUGCAAUGUAUGUUAUCUUCCUGGGUAUUAUUCCUAUUGGAGCAAUUACGGGAGUAGCGGUGUUUUACUUUCGUCGACACUUAAACACCUGGUGGAUUGCUAAAGCAAGAAAGGCAGCCAUCCGUUCACGUGCCAAGCAGGCUGCAGAGAGGAAAAGUCGUCCACUCUCUAAGUUCACUUUUGAUCAGCCAGGUGAUGUCAGAUCCCUAGAAAUAUCAGCACCGAUACCUCAAGAAGGGAAGGUACCAGCAGUUACAACCUUGCCUCGUCGUAAAGAUGUACCUCAGAGGAGCAGUUUUCGGGGAUUAGAAAUCUCUGCACCCAUACCACAGAGCACUACAAGUAACCUUCCAGCACAGGCUGUGCCAGUAAGACCUGCUCCUCCUCGCCCCGAAGCAUCUACUCAUAGGUCUCCCUCUUGGGCCCCAUCUUCAUGUACAGAUGCUUUUCAUGUUUCUCCUGUAGCUCGGACAUCUAGUACCCGAUCUAAAGGAAAUGCACGACCUAUGAGCAUCCCUGCAGCUCGACCUAAUAUACCACCUCCUCGACCCCCUCCUCCACAAAUGGGAAAAACAUGCCCCUCACCACAAGAUAAACUUCAGAGAAGUCAGUCUGCUAACAGCCCACCUACAAGCCAUAUUAAAUCUUCUUCUGGCAUCAAUGUUAAUAAUGCAACUAGUACAAUAUCUAAUAAUUUACAGAAGCUACCACCAGGAUCAACUACCAUUUCAGGUCCUACUCUCAUCAGUGCUUCUAAUCCAGUAGUAAAAAAUAAUCUGGGGUCUAAUAUAAAUUUGAAGAUAGGAACUCAACCCAAAUCACUGAACAAAACAAAUCCUUCUGUAACAACACAACCAGUUUUUAUUAAACCUUCAAACCUGCAAACAUCUAGUGGCCAGUCACGGCUUGGAAAGUUUUCUGCUCCUUUAUUUGGGCGUUUCCUUGGAGGAUCCCAGAAAGAUUCAUUAGAUACAAAUAAUUUGAACUCUCCUGGACUAAAAAAGCUUCCUGAAACAAAGUUAGGAACUUUAAACUCAAAUAUUUCUGAUCAACCAGAGAUGGAAAAUGUAUAUGAAGAACCACCUAGUCCUAGUUCUCUGUAUUAUGAUGAUUGUCAGAACACAUUAGAUUUUUCAGACACACCACUUGCCUUUGUUCACCAAGAGUUAGAAAGUGAUCCUACUACAUCACAAGCCCAGAGUGUCACUACAUCUUCUCCCACUACCACAUUUAUUCCCUCAAAACCUCGAUUCACUAGCACCGCAGGGUCAGUUGGUGAUAGAAAAUCUAAUCUUCCACCACAUCCUACAAAUGUAAAACUCAAUACUACAGAAGUUAAAGGUCCAUUUGGGCGAUCUGUAUUCAGUAAAAAAAAAAGCGAUACUAAGAACACAGAUGCUUGUAUGCCUUUAGGUAGUAAUACGAGCAAUCUUUCUUCUGUAAACCCACAACGAGCAUCAUCUAGUUUCACGGAUAAUUCAGUACUACCAGCAGAUAGUGCGUCUAAAACCAAGACCAGUUCUCCUGUAAAAUCGGUCAGAAAAGUCCGGAGUAGUGUCGGUGAUACUCGACUACAAACAUCUUCUCCACAUGCUACUCCUACUCGUUCAUUUUCAACAGCAUCAGGUCAACCAUCAAAGGUUGCCUCAUUAGCCCAAAAAUUUGAGAAUAGUACCACAAAAGAACAGGGGAAUUCUUCAUUUCAUGGCCCCUCAAAGUUUAUGAAUAGAUUUGAGAAUCAAACUAAUCCGAAGAUUUAAGUAGAAUUAAAGUCUAGCCAUGAUAGUUCUAGUGAUAACUUAUAAGUAUGCCCAUGCUAAUUUUUUUUUUUUUUGCAUAGAACUUUUGUUUUUGUUAUGGUAACUGGGGGUGUAAAAAAAAAAACGUUGAUAGAGUUCAAGUUAAAGAUUAAUUUUUAACUUGUAUGUGAUAUUCAUUCCACCCAGCAGAAACACUUAGCUAGCUCAAAGUAUUUAUUAAUUGACAAAUCUGGGCUUUUAUUUUUUAUUGUGUGCAACAGUUUUGUAUUUAGUUUGAAGCACAAGUAAAUGCAGUAUAUGUUAUUCAUACCUAACCUUGCAUUGAUAUAAGCAGCUAUAAACCUGGAAUUGAAUAAACAAAUGUGUUGAUUAAAACUAGUCUAGCUUUAUUACAUAUAAGUAUAUUAGCCUACAUUAUGUAAAAAAAUCCACCCAAAACUUUACUGUUGGUAAGUAUCUGUUCCCUAAAGCCCAGCUAGGUUGAUUAUAGAAAUUCUCGUACUUUAUAGAUGCCAUUAAGUAAGGAGCUUAUUUAGGCUAACUUUACUUUAAACAGUCACCUUUAUAUUUUAGCUUUGCAUUGUAUAUUCCUUGCAUUUUUUAAUACAAGUUAAUAUAUGACCUGUGUGAUUAUUAUUUAAAAAAAAAGUAAUCAUUACUUUAAAUCCCCAGAAAUCAUCCUGUUUUACAAUUUAGUCAAUUUUCAUUUAAAUUGCAAGGUUUUUGCCUAAAAAUAACUUGCUGUUACUACUUCAUCAGAAUAUUUAUAUACAGUACAAGAUUAAUGUAGUAUGACUUAAUUCUCUGACAAAACUGAAGUAAAAAUGUUGAAAAAAUACGUUAAGCUACAGGGUUUGCAACAUCAAGUAAUUCCUGUUUUUAAGUACUCAAUUACUCGUGCUGGGGUUUAUUUUUUUGUUAGUAUAGAAGCAAAUCUCGAGGUAUCCUGCUAACUGUUACCAAGUGUAUGCUGAAAAUGUAUAUUAAAAGUGUAAUAUCUCUCUUUUUUUUUCUGGAUUAAUCAUACUUUAACACAUUCUUUUGUGUGCGUUUAGAAUGUGUGUUUCAUAUUAGGUUUCUUUAAGCUUAGGAUUUUAUCAGAAUAAUUAUAUUAUUCAUUGAAGAACUUGUAACUAAUUUUAGUUUAUAAUUAGAAAUGACUAAAAAGGAAAUCAGUUAUUAGGUAAGGUGUUAUGUGCAUAAAUAAAAAUAUAGCAUAUAAAACUACAAGUUAACACCAAUGGCUGGCGACCUUUUUGACAGGUGAGCCAUACUGUAUAUGGCAACAUUUUCAAUGAACUGAAGUUAUUGUACAACAUGUCCUGUAAUUCUUCUUCUCUGCAGAGUCAAUUUCUUAGAUCCUCGUUAACCAAUCUGUAGCUUGCAUAAUGAAGCUCUCCUCUUGGUAUGGCAAUGGGCUGAUCCGUGUUCUUUGUUUGAAUACACCUAGUGUUUGUUUAUGCAGAAAUAUUAAGUUGUGACUGACACUUUAGUAGCAGCUAGUUUUAUCACACACUUAUACAUCAUUACAACUAAAAUAUAAUUAAUGAUAAAAGUAAUGUGCCUAGGUUAGGGAUAUGGAAGUUAUAAAUGAGACAGUGUUUCAUUGGCCUCAUCUGGAAAGCUGGUGCCACUUCCACUUAAAUUAUCCUUGAUAGGUUCUGUCCAUUGGAUAUACUUUUACAUUAUGUACUGUAUAAAUAACAAUUUGUUAAAAUUCAGACCUAGGACAUUUUUUUAUAAUUAUAAGAGCAUUGCAACUAUACAGUAAGCUGUAUAAAUUUUGUAGGAAGUCGUGUUAAUGACUAAGAAAGGUUCAGAUGUGUUGCCUGACUUAAUGGUGUACGUGCUAGAUUGAAUAAUUUUCAAUCGUGUGUUGAAAAUAUGCAGGCAUUCAUUUUCACUCGAGGUUAUUCGUCUAAUUCUUAGUCAGUCUGCAUGUUAAUUUGUUGUUAAGAGUUAUUUGAACUCUGAUUUUGUGCCACUUUAAAAUUUGCAUUCAACAGUUUUUCCUCAUCAGUAAGUCUGUGUUAAGCUAAUUUAUGGCAGUGUAUGUGAAGAUUGAAUAGUGUUGUAACAUUGGGUUUUUCUCUAUUCUCUAAUGAGUCUAAUCAUUGCAAUUCUAAUAGCUAAGUGUGUACUUCUUGUUCUAAUUUCAGCCAUGUAGAGAAUUUCUCACAUGUUGAUAUCCAUGAAUUUUAUACUUGAUGUCCAAUUAUACCUGACAAGGAAAAGUUAUAAAUCUAACAAUAUCAGAAAUUAUUAAGUGGAUACAAAGACCUGGGACCAGAUUGCAGCUAUGCCUUGAAACAUGCCAUAUUAGAACAUAAAAUCAUAUGAAAUGUUUUAAUUUUUUAUCCUAAAGGCAUCAAGUAUACUAACAAUUAACCACGUUUUCUUUUAGCUUUGGCCCUACAAAAAUUGAGGCAGCUGAUCUGAGGUCAUAGUGCUGCUCUGAUAUGUGAAUGUUACAAUGUAUUUUAGAUAGUGAAAUAAAACUUUUUGUGUGUACUAUCAUGUGUGGCACAAAAAAUAUAGUUGGUAAAUAUUUUUCUAAUAAGACUAUACAGGACACUUUCAUUAAUUUAAAUUGUACGGCACUUCAUAGAGAUGCUGACUCACACCAUUAGAAUUUUCAGGGAUCUUGACUUUAAGCACCAAAAAUGCAUAUCUUUCUUGUAAAAUACAAUCCAUAUAUUUUGUUUGGGGACUAUACUCUGAUCCACACUAUUUUUCAGUAGUCAUAUCUUUUUUAAACUCCAGGAUAAUCUUGAUUCAUGAUUUAAAGACUAUUCUUAUGUUUGGAAAUUGUAUUCUUAUCCACUCUCUUUCUAUAUUGUAAUCAUGUAUCUUUUUAAGCCCCAAAUAUACUUGUGUCAUAGUUAGAAGGCAGUUCUUAGGUCAAGUUUGAUAAUCAUGUUAUCUUAUGUGGUUGAAGUAGCAAAUAAACAGAAAGGUAGCAUUAAAUCUCAUGCUUGGACUUAAACUCUUGAUAUGAGUCAGGAAAAGAGUAAUAUUGUUCCCCUCCUAAGUGACAUGUAUCUUUUUAAGCCCCAAAUAUAUUUGUGUCAUGGUUAGAAGGCAGUCCUUAGGUCAAGUUUGGUAAUCGUGUUAUCUUAUGUGGUUGAAGUAGCAAAUAAACAGAAAGGUAGCAUUAAACCUCAUGCUUGGACUUAAACUCUUGAUAUGAAUCAGGAAAAGAGUAAUAUUGUUCCCCUCCUAAGUCACAUUGAUUUUCUUGAUACAAGUUAGUAGCUUUUUGUACACUAUUGCUAAUAAUAAUAUAAAAUAUGUUAAAGUAACAAGUUGAAAUGAAACAACAAAGACUUUAAUUCUAGUGAUCGUAUCAAUGUAUGUAUGUGGUUGCCUCAGGUAACACUUUCAAUGUAUUCUCUUUGUGGAACCUAUCUAGACAGUCUUUCCCAGGAAUUGAAUUUUUAGUACACAAUAAAUAAUUUAAAUCUAUAUUGGUUGCUACAGUCAUUGAUGACAUCUUUAUACAUAUAUUCUAGCUUACCACAAGUGCCUGUAAAACAUGAACUAAACUUUGAAAUAAAAUAUCAGGCAAGUAUCAAGUAUGAACCUUCUUAAUUUAUAGAAAUUUAUACAAGUGCAAGUCUUUAGCUGUCUGACUUGUAUCAGCUAUGAAUUAAAGAAAAAAAGUUUGCCCUCUGAAAACAUAAAAUGUUAUUCUGAUAGCAUUUUAAACUGCUGAUGAUUAUGCUCUAUUUUACAAAAUAUAUUAUGCAGUUUGAAUUAUUAUUACUCUGUUAGAAGUAGUUAAUAAUACAUUUAAAAAAAGGUAUUCAUCCAGUAUCCAAUAAUUACACAAAAUGUUUUGAAAGUUUCAGAUCUUACCUCAUUGAGCUAUUUUUAACAUCUCAUUAUCACAGGCAUUUUGAGAUCAGUUUCAUAACUAUUGAAUUAGUGUUUAAUAUUAAUACUGUUCAACUGAAAGGUAGACUUUUGAAAAAGUUUGAUACAUCUGGAAAGUUUGUAUGCCCGUUCCCUAAGUAUUUUAUUUUGGAAACUGAUCUACGGCCUCGAAGGAAAUCAAGUAUCUUGUCCGAAACCAGAUUAAUGGGUUAACAGUUAUUUUACCUUUACCUGGUAAUAAGUUACAAUUUCUAUGAGUACACAAGUAGCUUAACAGCACUGUUUUUCAAACAAACUCGUACUAAGUUUUCAGUUCUUACAUGUGAGGAGGUUAUGUUAAUCUUAGAAGAAUAGCUUUCUUUGUUUGGGGUUAUAUAUAUAUGCAUGAAUAUUCAGGCUCAAACAUUUUUCGUAUCUGUUAGUCACCAUUUUACAUUUACUUUACUUGAUUAAUGCAUGAUUUGUUAAAAUGCCAUGGCUUGUUAUCUUGAAUUAAUGAGGGGAGUAUCACAUUAUAUUGGUGGAUUGCUAAAGUUUUGUUUAGUCCUAAUUUUCUGUAUUACUGUUUAACACAAGUUUGUCAUAACAUUAUUAAUGAAGUUAUAUAUAUAUUUUUAUCUUGAGAAGAAUUGUGUUUUUGAACUUCAUUGAUUCAGCAGUGUCAGUGUAUAUUAUUUUGUUUGUACAUUUCUAUAUAUCUAGAUAUAAUGUAUGUAUUAGUUAUCAAUAUUUCAUUUGAGUUAUUUUUUAUUCCAUUAUUUUUUGUUGAGGAAAAUUGUUUGUUGAGACAGCUAAAAGGCAUUUUAGGGAAAAUAUUUUGGAUUCAUAAAUAUUUAGAAACAGGCUUAUUUUGUUUCAUGUCAUACAGUUGUAUUCAUUAUAGAAAUUCUCAACAAAGCUACAAAAAUAUAUAAUUACUAGAUUGGUGAAUUAGAUUUUUUCAAGAAAACCUUAUUUAAACUAAAUGUGAGAAAUUGCAAGUUUUUAAUACUUUUGUAUGUUUGACACUGUAGCUUCUGGAAUCAUGAGUUGUAAUAGCCAUAUUAUGGUUAAACUUGGUGUACAUAUUCUGUAGUGGUACAAUAUCCUGUCAUAAUUAUGUUUGUUUUUAAAACUCCACUAUACAAAGGAACAUUUUCAGUGGUUUUCAAAGGAAUACCCCAUUUUGUAUGUAUUAUUAUUGUCACAUUGUUGUUUCAGUUCCAUAAUGUGUGGAUUUUGUUUUCUAGCAAAAUAUAUUCUGAGUUACAAACUAAAUGCCCAACUACAAUGACAAAUGGGUCCAGCAGUGCAUACUAGUUUUUGUUGUUGGAUGACAUUUUUGCUUCAUUGAAUGCUGUCAUUUUAAAAACUUGAGAUGCUUGUAAUAACAAUCUAUGUUAGAUAUUAUAAGAUUGUUUUCUUUUAUACGCAUGUAAAAUAACAUGCCUUCUAGUCACCUCUUCUGUAAGGGCUUCUUUCCAGCAGUCUCCAGUUCAAUAAUUUAUGGUUAUCAAAUGUUACCUCCGUGUGUGUGUGUGUGUUAUGUCAAAGCAUUAUCUCUUAACUUUUUUACUGCCACAUUUAUAGAUGAACAAAUUUUUAAGUGGAUAUACACACAGAAAUGCAUGGUGGUUAUACUUGCUUGUAUUUCAAUUGUUACUUGUCAUAUAAAGAUAAUUUUUUGAGAUAAUUAAGAUAUUUCACAGAUGAUUAUGUUUUCAGGUUAUAAGAAGUAGCAAGUAAAAUAAUCAUUUUUGCCUUUAUUUCCAAAUUAAUAUGCAACAAUUAAUAUUUCUUAACACCUGCCACACGAGCCAGACCGGCAUUUUGAUGUGGUUCCAAAAAAAUGAGUCAUUCCAGAAAGGUUUGGGUUGUUUUGAUUAGACAAAAAAGAAGAUAUUUGUCAAUAUUUUCGAGGUCUAGGUUGCUGGACCUGACCUGUGACCUGACCCAAGACCAUGAGAGCCAACAUGGAGAAGUUAACUUGUAAAUUUAAAAUAUAACUAUGUUGCAAUGAAACAUGCUUGAAAUAUUCUAGAUGUGGUUGUGAAUGUGAUGGUUUAAGUGUAGCGAUUAAGCUAAAUCAUAAGUCCAGGUCAGAUGAGGGAAGAACUUAUUCGAAGAUAUCCUAAUUGAUUUGACAUGCCAACUGAAUUGGAGAUUCAUCAAUUGGUUACUACGUUAAUAGCAAAACAUAAAAAAAAAAAAAAUGGCCACAGUAGUAUCGUUAUCUUGAAAAGGAGGGAAUUAGGAUCAUACAAGAAAUCAUUAGUUUCAGUAUUUUGUGAAAUUAAUGGCAUAGUAAAGCCCAAAGAUGCAGUGUUUAAGUUGAAGCAGAUGAACAUUGCAUUACAAGAUGACUUCCCUAGUGAUUCUCAAAUUAAAAAUGACAUUUCUGCAAUGAAAAGUAAAUAUAAGAAGGAUGGUAUAAUGCCCUGUAUGGUAACACCAUAGUAUAAUCCAUACAGAUUUCAUCCUGCCAUAUUUUCAUUAAUAUUUAGUUUUUUCAUUUUAGAAAUAACCCUAAAUCACCAGUUUCUGUAAUGACCCCCCCAUUGACCAUCCUAGGCUCAAUACUAAAAGAUGCUUGGCUGGCUCGUAUGGCAAGUAUUAAAAUUAAUUUUUGAUUUUAUAGUGUAUCUAUUUUUCCAAAAAUUUAAUUAAUACCACACUUUGCAAGGCUAAAAUGAAGGUUAUAUAGUGUCUCCCAUACAUGUGCCCAUGGCAGUUAAAGGGUUAAAUGUUGAAUUUAGAAGUCUUAACAUCUCUAGCCAAAUGCCACCUAGUUAAUAUUUUACUUAUUAGUGUUGGAAUGGUACAGAAGUGUCUAAAAUCCAAUACUAGUUUCCCUCUUACAAUACUUUUAUUAUUUGUUUGACUUUCAGAGGUUUCUUCUCCCACUAAACGUAUUUACAUGGUAUCAAGCAUUUAAUAUUUAUCCCUCUUCAUGACAGCAAGUGAAAAUUCUACAUUAAUGAAAGUAUUUUCGAAUAAUUGGAAAAUCUGAUAUUUGUUCUACCAAACUAUUUUUUUUUUCUUUCAGAUCUUGAAAAAUUGUUUAAAGAUGAUGAUAAAAUUAACAUAAGAGUUUAGUAUUAAUGAACAGAAAAAAAACCCAUCAUGUAAUAAUUUGGCAUGACAUGCUACUCUAGACACCAGUGAAAAAUUCUGAUGAAUAUGUAUAAUACAAAUUUUGCUUUCAUGUUAUUAUUUGUUACUAACUUGAAAAACUAUUUUUACCUAAUCUUGAUAUUGCUUUGGGGAGGGGUAAUUUCAAUGUCUUGAAAAUUAAAAGCAGGUUGUGUACAUACAUAUCACCUGCUAUAUUAGUAUUUUGUAUGUGAAGUGACUGUAAAUAAAAUACUUACAUUGCAUCUGAAA